Euleptes europaea (tarantolino) is the source of this 1200-nucleotide messenger RNA. It is a transcript of the gene SLC35C1, whose product is annotated as solute carrier family 35 member C1. Gene Ontology annotation, biological process: GDP-fucose import into Golgi lumen; protein O-linked glycosylation via fucose. Bases 38 to 1108 code for a protein of 356 amino acids. Gene Ontology annotation, molecular function: antiporter activity. Gene Ontology annotation, cellular component: Golgi apparatus. Lineage: Eukaryota; Metazoa; Chordata; Lepidosauria; Squamata; Sphaerodactylidae. The record is from RefSeq and is a predicted model, not a curated record. The transcript has 2 exons.
GAACAGGAUCCAGCUGAAGCGAUCCGGGAUCCUCAGGAUGGCCCUCAGCGGCUCCGCAGACCCCCUGCUCCAGGAGGAAGAGGGGGAGGAUGGCAACAGGCAGCCCUCUUUCCUGCUCAGGGCCGUGCGGAUCGCCACGGUGGUCUCUCUGUACUGGUUCAUCUCCAUCACCAUGGUCUUCCUCAACAAGUACCUGCUGGGCAGCCCCUCGCUGCGCCUCAACGCCCCGCUUUUUGUCACCUUCUACCAGUGCUUUGUCACCGUCCUCAUCUGUAAGGGGCUGAGCCUUCUGGCCUCCUGCUGCCCACAGAGCUACCUGGACUUCCCCUCUAUCCGCAUGGACCUCAAGGUGUCCCGCAGCGUCUUGCCCCUCUCGGUGGUCUUUAUCGGCAUGAUCACCUUCAACAACCUGUGUCUCAAAUAUGUCGGCGUGGCUUUCUACAACGUGGGUCGCUCCCUCACCACGGUCUUCAACGUGCUGCUUUCUUACCUGCUGCUGAAGCAAACCACUUCCCUCUAUGCCCUUUUGACUUGUGGGGUGAUCAUAGGUGGCUUCUGGCUUGGUAUAGAUCAAGAGGGAGCAGAAGGUACUUUGUCGUGGGCUGGCAUCGUCUUUGGAAUCCUGGCCAGUCUCUGCGUCUCACUGAAUGCAAUUUACACUAAAAAAGUCCUGCCUGCUGUGGAUGGCAGCAUCUGGCGCCUGACUUUCUAUAACAAUAUUAAUGCCUGUGUCUUAUUCUUGCCAUUCAUGUUGCUCUCUGGCGAAUUUCAGACUCUAUACCGCUUUGAUAAGCUGGGAAACCUCUACUUCUGGGGCAUGAUGACCCUGAGCGGGCUGUUUGGAUUUGCCAUUGGUUAUGUGACAGGGCUCCAGAUAAAAUUUACCAGCCCUCUAACCCACAAUGUCUCUGGGACAGCCAAGGCAUGUGCCCAGACAGUACUAGCUGUCUGCUACUAUGAAGAAACAAAGAGCUUCUUAUGGUGGACCAGCAACAUGAUGGUGCUAGGUGGCUCCUUUGCCUACACAUGGGUGAAAGGUUUGGAAAUGAAGAAGGUCCAGGAGGAACCUGCUCCAAAAGCAAAUGAGAAAAAUGAGACUGGUGUCUAAACUAAUCCAGCCUGCACCUCGCUAUGUGCAUGUCUCAACUCCAAGUGUGCAUGGAACUGAGCCUCAAUGGAAGAGACUGGGUUUGAGGCUUG